AUGAAAAAUUUUGAAAUGGAGCAGCUGAAGAAGGAGGCGGAGUCCCUGAAAGAAAAAAUUAUGGAAGCACAAAAGGCAGUUGCAGAUGCAUCUUUACCUGAACUUGCAUCGAAGGUAGAACCAGUGGGCAAGAUUCAGUUGAGAUCGAGAAGAACUCUCAGAGGGCAUCUUGCAAAAAUUUAUGCUAUGCACUGGGGGAGCGAUUCAAGGAACCUUGUUUCUGCAUCUCAAGAUGGAAAGUUGAUAGUAUGGGACGCUUAUACUUCAAACAAGGUUGUCCAUGCAAUCCCACUUCGGUCCAGUUGGGUCAUGACCUGUUCGUUUGCACCUUCGGGAAACUUUGUGGCCUGUGGUGGACUGGACAACGUCUGCACGGUGUACAGCUUGAAAUCGAGGGAGGGGAGUGUGAAAGCUGUCGCUGAGUUGGUUGGACACAAUGGAUAUCUUUCGUGCUGUCGAUUCGUCGAUGAUCAUCAAAUUGUCACUGCAUCCGGUGACACCACUUGUGCUCUGUGGGAUAUUGAGACAAAACAGCAGACGACCUCAUUCUCAGGGCACUGUGGAGAUGUCAUGAGUUUAGCACUUUCAAGUGACAUGAAGACUUUUGUUUCUGGAGCUUGUGAUAAAACAGCAAAGGUUUUUAGCAUAUCUGAUUGUGUAUGUUUCUUCCCUAGCAACCUGGCCUUCGCGACAGGCUCUGAUGACACGACAUGUCGUCUGUUUGACAUUCGAUCUGACCAGGAAGUUGCUCUCUAUUAUAACGAUGGUAACGAGUGUGGAGUUACCUCUGUGGGCUUCUCAUCCAGUGGCCGACUGCUCUUUGCUGGCUACGAUGAUUUCAAGGUUCAGCUCUUUGACUCCAUCAAACUGGAGAAAGCAGGUCAGUUGUUGGGUCAUGAGAAUCGUGUCAGUUGUCUCGGAGUCACAGAGUCCGGCAACGCAUUAGCAACUGGGUCGUGGGACAGUGUCUUGAAGAUUUGGAACUAA
Helobdella robusta is the source of this 987-nucleotide messenger RNA. RefSeq lists its product as hypothetical. NCBI's taxonomy places the organism in Eukaryota, Metazoa, Annelida, Clitellata, Rhynchobdellida, Glossiphoniidae. The record is from RefSeq and is a predicted model, not a curated record. The transcript is spliced from 8 exons. Gene Ontology annotation, cellular component: cytoplasm; heterotrimeric G-protein complex. Bases 1 to 987 code for a protein of 328 amino acids. Gene Ontology annotation, molecular function: protein binding; signaling receptor complex adaptor activity. Gene Ontology annotation, biological process: G protein-coupled receptor signaling pathway.